UAUUGAAAGUCACAGCUCAAACACAUUUCUGCACUGUUCAAAUAUUUAAACAAACAAGGAUAAGCUUCUCACAGCGCAAUCCUAUCCUGCAAACAGGAAGAGACUGUUCGUAUGCACUUUACUGCACCUGCCACUGGCAUGUAUUAUAUUUCCUGGCAAAAGAUUGCUCACGUACAGCCCUAGAACUUGGUCAAACGGUAUAAAUACCAUUCAGCAAUACUCAUCGGUACAUCAGUACACACCAGCGCCGAGCUUGCACUUUCCAACUCCGGUAGAUUCAGCCAACUUGAAGGAAUCCCCACAAACAUGAAGGUCGCCAUCGCAAUUCUCCUGCUUGCCACCGUGGCCAUCGCUGCCGUUAAUUGUUCCCCUUCUGACCACUGCGGAAGGUACGAAGUGCGUGCCUGCGACUGUCCGAAACCGUGCGACGGUCCCUGCUACCGGCCCAGCAAGUGCGUCUGCAUCGCCGGGUACCACCGGAACCACCUGGGACACUGCGUUCCGGACUGCCCGUCGUGCCACCACCGUCGUAAUCCUUACCCGUCCAAGAAGUGAGGGUAUCAAUGAAGGGUUGGAAACCAACUCAUUAAAUCGAAAUUGAUGAUGAAUUUGUAAAUGGAACUGUUUAUGGAAUCAAACUUCAAUAAAAUGGAAUUUAAAUUGUAUUUUAAAAAUCAACUCAACUCCUACGGUUAAAUCGACGCAGU
Culex pipiens pallens (northern house mosquito) is the source of this 707-nucleotide messenger RNA. RefSeq lists its product as uncharacterized. The record is from RefSeq and is a predicted model, not a curated record. Lineage: Eukaryota; Metazoa; Arthropoda; Insecta; Diptera; Culicidae. The coding region runs from base 307 to 555 and encodes 82 amino acids. The transcript has 2 exons.